Entamoeba invadens IP1 is the source of this 681-nucleotide messenger RNA. RefSeq lists its product as hypothetical. Gene Ontology annotation, molecular function: GTPase activity; GTP binding. The coding region runs from base 1 to 681 and encodes 226 amino acids. The transcript is spliced from 2 exons. NCBI's taxonomy places the organism in Eukaryota, Evosea, Mastigamoebida, Endamoebidae. The record is from RefSeq and is a predicted model, not a curated record.
AUGAAGAAGGCGAAGCCAGUCAAGUGUUUGCUUCUUGGGGAGUCUGGUGUAGGCAAAACUGCAUGUGUCCAGCGGUUAGUAGAGACGACAUUUGACAACAUGUAUACUGCGAGUGUUGGUGUUGAUUUCAAGAUAAAAGAGAUACCCAUUGGGGAUGAAGUUGUACGUAUCGAGUUGUGGGACACUGCUGGACAAGAACGGUUUCGUUCAAUCACCAAAACGUAUUACCGAGGCUCUGAUGCUGCUGUCGUUAUGUUUUCCUUGACCGACAAAAACUCGUUUGAUCGUAUCGCGUAUUGGCUUAACGAAAUGCAAGACUUGCAGAAACGCCCGAUAGUAGUGUUAGCGGGGAACAAGUGUGAUUUAACGUCGGAGCGGUCUGUCUUUGCGGAGGAGGUCACUGCGGCCUUUCCCGAUUUGAAGUAUUUUGAGACCUCAGCGGAGAGUGGGAAGAACAUUACCGAAGUGUUUCAAUGUUUAGCUCAAACGUAUGUUGAUCUUUUACAUAAGCCAUUAGAAGCUAAAAAGAUGCGAGAAAGCUUUCUAGUGCGGUCGUCCUCAUCGAAGUCAUUAAGUAUAGAAGAAAUCGAUAAUAUUCCCGCGGCUCCUGUUCCACUAGUGAAUGCAGACGAACCCGUGUUAUUGUCCUCUUCAUUAAAAAAGAAGAAGAAGUGCUGUUGA